GCUUAGCCCGGGGCUGACGGCAGAGCUCCCCGGGCUGCGACUGUCGUUGUCCCGGCGCUCCUGCUCUGGCUCUCUCCGCUCCUGGCGCGCCGACCAUGACGCGCUCACUGUUCAAGGCGAACUUUUGGAGCCCAGACAUCCUCAGCACCGUUGGCUACGACAGCAUCAUCCAGCAUCUGAACAAUGGCCGCAAGAACUGCAAAGAGUUUGAAGACUUUUUAAAAGAAAGGGCAUCAAUUGAAGAGAAAUAUGGCAAAGACCUGCUCAGCCUCUCUCGAAAGAAGCCCUGUGGACAGUCUGAGACCAACACCCUGAGGCGUGCCCUUGAGGUCUUCAAGCAGCAAGUUGACAAUGUGGCCCAAAGUCACAUUCAGCUUGCACAGACUCUAAGAGAAGAGGCCAGGAAGAUGGAAGAAUUCAGGGAAAAGCAAAAGUCACAACAGAAGAAGACGGAGCUCAUAAUGGACGCCGCCCAUAAACAAAAGAGCUUACAAUUCAAGAAGACCAUGGAUCUUUUUGUGAAACUGGCAACUUCAAAGACUGCAGUGGAAGACUCAGACAAGGCGUACAUGCUGCACAUCAACGCGCUGGAUAAGAUCCGAGAAGAGUGGCAGAGCGAGCACAUCAAGGCCUGCGAGGUGUUCGAGGCUCAGGAAUGUGAACGAAUAAACUUCUUUCGGAAUGCACUGUGGUUACACGUAAAUCAGCUGUCACAACAAUGUGUCACAAGCGAUGAUAUGUAUGAAGAAGUCCGUAAGAGUUUAGAAAUGUGCAGCAUUGAGAAGGACAUUGAGUACUUCGUGAAUCAACGCAAAACUGGACAGACUCCACCAGCUCCCGUCAUGUAUGAGAACUUCUACUGCCCCCAGAAGAGUGCAGCCCCACCAGGAAAGUCCACGGGGCCUAACUUGGCAAGGAGAGGACCUCUCCCGGUUCCUAAAACUGUACCAGACGAUCCUGAUUAUUCUUUGGUUGAUAACUACAGCUUGAUCUACCAGUAACACCAAUGAAAACGAAGCUUUUUUUUGGCUGGUGCUUCUGUGGCACUGAAGGAGGCACUGAAAGCAGCAGAAUCUGUAGGAAUUGUGUCAAUCGUGAAGACUUUGAAGUGAACCCUUGCUAUAAUUUUUCAAUAUUUUAAAUUUAUGGUAGACAUUUAGUUCAACUUAACCUAUUAGAGUUCUGCAGUUUUUAAAAGAAGUUUAUAAAUUGCCCCAGACCGAAGAAUUAUCCUUUCCCAAUCAAGUUACUAAAGUUGUGAAUAAAUUGUGUUUUCUGCUCGAUUCAGGAAACUCUGAAUUUGAAGCCUUGACUCUUGGGGCGGGAGCAGGGAUGGCUGCAGAGAAGUCUGAGCCAUCAACCUGUUCAGGAAGCUCCUUUGCCUCGAGGGCAGCAUGGCUAUGGAAUUUCCACAGUGACGCACACUCUCAGUGGUGCAAGAUUUAGAAUUUAAGAUUUAAAACCUUCCUUUUUGGCUGGAAGACUUAGAAGCCAUCCAAUUGCACUUUCUCAUUUUGCAGACGAAGAAAGGAGGCCCUGAGUGUGAAAUCAGUUUCCUCACUGCUCUCCCAUCUGAUCAGGGACAGAAGCAGAAGUCAGGUGCAAGCUCCUCCCGCAUCACCAUCUUUCUAACCCCUCCUGAGGCUGGGAUGCUCAUGGUGAAAUUUAAGACGCCAAAUGUUUCUGCCGGCAUCUUUUCAAUUGGGAAAAUCACCAGGAUGUGAAUGUCAGAUUUAUUUUUAUAUGGCUCAGUGUGUGUACUGAACCACAGGGCAUCGUAUUUAAUCUAAUCUGAGAAGCCAUUGAUUGUAAAACAUGUCAUUACUUUAUAUACCACUGAGAAAGGCAGUGGGGGAGUUGACACUGUGAUCGUUAAUGGCCAAGCCCAUUUGAAUUUGAGAUGAUAAAGUGUGUGUGUGGGGGGGGAGUGCAUCUUAGAAUCAAUGAUAUGUGGUAUUUUGACUAUUCCUGAAAAAAAUUUUAGACUUAACAAAGCCAGUACUCAGUCCUGGGUCUUCACAGAGAGUCUUUUCCUUGCUAGAUCCUGGGAUUUUUAAAGUGUCAAUCUUACUGUUUCACAAAUAUUUGAGCCCUCCUUUGGUAACCCACAAACAGCAGCGAGAUUAUGUACCUUUAUCUAAUGUUCGCACACUGACUAAUGGUACAUUUUAGUUAAUGACAAGUUAAAAUAGCACUGGCGUUGACUUGGGAUAUUGUAAAAUUCUGGUACCACAAAGGACAAAUAGUUUCCUUUUCUGCUCUGUGCAGUAGCUUUCCCGGAACUAUGGACAAGUUAAGUGAAGGAAGAUUGAUUGUUUCCCCCUUUUCAUGUUAAGAUGCUGCUGAAAGAGGUAAUUUCUUGUCAUGACGGGAAACUUGCAUCAGUUGGAUAUCCUUUUGAGAAACUGAAGUUUGCAAAGGGCCAUUGACUUCCCCAAAUUGAACAGGCUCAGGAAAUUUUCCUGUGAACUCGGGACAUCGUAUUCUUAAGUAUUUUAUUUAUUGUUAGCAAUUCCUCAGGGAUUUCAGCUUUCUCUCUGUUGGUCAGUGUAACCUAAUGUAAAAGUGUUUUAAGAAUUGAAAAUAUGUUUAUUUUAUUGCUCUUCCAGUUUGAUAUCAAGUAAAAUAAAAGUUCUUGGUGAUUUGGGA
This is a messenger RNA of Vicugna pacos (alpaca), 2649 nucleotides long. NCBI's taxonomy places the organism in Eukaryota, Metazoa, Chordata, Mammalia, Artiodactyla, Camelidae. The record is from RefSeq and is a predicted model, not a curated record.